Messenger RNA from Alternaria rosae, 2096 nucleotides. RefSeq lists its product as uncharacterized. Lineage: Eukaryota; Fungi; Ascomycota; Dothideomycetes; Pleosporales; Pleosporaceae. The record is from RefSeq and is a predicted model, not a curated record. The transcript has 2 exons. Bases 223 to 1941 code for a protein of 572 amino acids.
CGCCAAAUACCAUUAGCACUGUCAACACUCCCUUUCUCUUUCGUUCGAUGUGGACUAGAUGUAUGCGCUCAGCCGCGCCAUGUUUGCUCUUUCCUUAUUCACCUCGCUUACCACACGCCACUACCUGUUAUAGCCACCUUAGCAAGACACUCACUCAUCUCUUCCCUACUUUCGAAAUCUUUCUCCGCACUACACCACUCUCACUUGCUUCAUGUUGCCAACAUGCAACUACUCGAUCUGCCACUGGAGCUCUUUAAGAGGGUUGUCACCGCCCUUGCGCGCGUAGCGCCCUUCCAUGAGCUGGUCCGACUGCGCGCCGUGUGCCGGGCGUUUGCCGGCGACAUCGACAACGAGCUUCUUGCGAACACGUCUGUUGCAGACUUCCAUAGUCGCACUCAUCAACAUCAGUCAACGCCAUGGAGACAAGAUAUCCGAGCCGCUAUACUCCAUACGCUGUUACCCCUAGGUACAUUGGGAUUUGGCAAAGAUGAUGAUUCCAACUCGCUGAGUGCGCUCUCACCUCACAUCAAGGGCUAUCUUCUGAGCAACAUCAAGACCUAUCUGCUCAAUCACAUCGAAGACCGAGAAACAAUCGUCUCUGGACUGCCGAGUUUCAUAAACAAGGUCAACAACAAGCUUUUAGAGUUCCCUACUGUAAAUAGAAAUCGUUCCGUUCUACGGAAAAGCUAUCUAAACGCACUCAUCCGGAGUCUGGUCCUUACAAACAAAGUCGCCCCACGUACCAUGUUUGAUGUGAAUCCUGUGACGUUGGACUCUGUCUUUGUAGCAAUCUUCAGACAGGGGUCGCAUAGUAUAGCGGAAAGAGAAUGGGAUCAUCUCAACUCUGUACAAGAGAACGUCAAUGGCAUCCUGUCGGCAGCAGCCGCAGUAGGCAGCCUUGAAGCUACUCGUCACUACAUUUCGCAAUCUGCUGAGAUCAUUGACUGGUUUCCCAUAUACUUUGCUGGCUUUGGCAACCCUAUAACCGCGGCAGUCUGCAGUGGAAAUAUGAAAGUUCUUGAGUUUCUGCUCAUAGAAGUCAACAAUGAGCUCACGAAGCGGCGUUUCGCUCGGAUACAGCACGGUCGUACCACCUGUUGCGGUCCACUCACAGAGACUAUCACUUCCGCAAUAAAAUUUGCAGUUCGGACCGGACAACUGAAGGCCGUCGUCACACUCUUCAAUUUCCUGCCAAGAUGCCGCGUUGAAAUACCGACGCAUAUGAAGUCCCCGUCACAGUACCUUGCCGAUGCCAUGAGGUGGGGACAGGUGGACAUAUUCACAUGGCUCAUGGACCAAUGGAAUCCCGUAACCACCGAACUGCCCUAUUGGAACGUUCUGACUGCAGGCUUACGCCUUGCGGUCAAAUAUGGUCAUACCAAUAUCGUGCGAUACAUCUUCGACAAAGGAUUGAUGUAUCCACAUGAUGCGGAUGUCAACACUGUGCUAAUCGCUGCGACACACGGUCAUCGCGCGAUCAUACAACUAGCUCUCGAUCGCGGCGUUGAGCUUACGAUGCAGGACCUCAUCGCGGCACUGAACGGAUCACUUCCAUUGCUCAUAACCCAAUACUUUUUGCUUCACAACGUUCUACUCAAGUCCGUGACCAAAGAGGAAGGCGGAAGAACCAUCACUACUUCCAUAGUUCCUAUAGUUGAAGCGAUCUGUCAAGAAUCCAUCAACAUUUCUUUUGGCGAUUACAACGCGGUUCAGGGUAAGGAAAAGGUUCUGGCGCUCAUACUCCUGGCCUUCGAGAUGAGACGACAGAUUCCAGAGCUUACGUUGGACAACUGUGUUGAGCUCAAGAAGGUGUUUGAUAGACUAGUCAAGGUAUGCCUGAUCUUGCCCAAGGGUUCAGUUCCCUAUCUCGAGAUGGCUGAAGAUGUGCACAGCUGGAUGGAGUGGCGAGACGGACGAGAAUGGGAGAAAUGUGAGGUGUAGUGCAGAAGCAUACGAGAGGCGCACCUCAGACAAGGAAAACCCUGAACAGGUCCGCAGGACUACACUAUUUCAAGACAAGCAAAUUGGAAGAUCCGGCGACAAUGUAGGCUCCAGAGUAUUCAGUGCUUUCCUUGUAUGACGUGGGUAUACUGAGG